AUGAGCAUGAUGGGUGAGCUAAAUUACUUUCUUGGACUGCAAGUCAAACAAUCGAAGGAAGGUAUAUUCAUUAAUCAAGCCAAAUACACAAGAGAUCUUAUCAAGAAAUUUGGCUUAGAAGGAAAAAGUUCAGUCAAAAUUCCAAUGAGCACAUCUCUCAAACUAGACAAGAAUGAAGAAGGCAAAGAUGUUGAUCAAACGAAGUAUCGAGAAAUGAUUGGAUCUUUGAUAUACCUCAUUGCAAGUAGACCCGACAUAUCUUAUUCAUUAGAUGUAUGUGCGAGAUUCCAAUCACAGCCCAAAGAGAGUCAUUUUCUUGCGACCAAGAAAAUUAUUCGUUACCUCAAAAGCACUAUCAACGUUGGACUAUGGUAUCCAAAAGAAGGUAACUUUGAACUAACAGGAUUUUCAGAUGCAGACUUUGCAGGUUGCAAAAUUGAUAGAAAAAGUACUUCAGGGACGUAUCAGUUCUUAGGGGGAAGCUGUCUUGAGUAG
Ipomoea triloba (trilobed morning glory) is the source of this 495-nucleotide messenger RNA. RefSeq lists its product as uncharacterized. The transcript is spliced from 2 exons. The record is from RefSeq and is a predicted model, not a curated record. Lineage: Eukaryota; Viridiplantae; Streptophyta; Magnoliopsida; Solanales; Convolvulaceae. Bases 1 to 495 code for a protein of 164 amino acids.